Molecule: messenger RNA, 1031 nt
Organism: Ochlerotatus camptorhynchus
Lineage: Eukaryota; Metazoa; Arthropoda; Insecta; Diptera; Culicidae
Gene: Ak6
Product: adenylate kinase isoenzyme 6
Exons: 2
Coding region: 226-753 (175 amino acids)
Cellular component (GO): cytoplasm; nucleus
Molecular function (GO): ATP hydrolysis activity; ATP binding; AMP kinase activity
Source: RefSeq, a predicted model, not a curated record
UGGAUUGCAGUGUUCAAUCUGACCUCCUCGGAAAAUCUAAAACAUUUUAAUAACUCCCGUGUGCAAUCUACCUUUUGAGUUUUGGUUUCAAAGGACGAACUAUUCCGUCGCGCCGGAACGAAAUUUUCGUGCGUGGUGCGCCAACACGGACUUUUCCAGAAAGAUCACAACACCACUUGAGAGACAGAGCAAAGAUCAGAAGAAAGUACGCGGUACGGCGAAGGCAUGAAACUACCCAACAUUCUCGUGACAGGAACCCCCGGCGCUGGCAAGACGCAUCUGUGCAAGCGACUGGCCGAGCAGCUCGGGUUCAAAUGGCAAAACGUGUCGGACGUUGCCAACCAGAAUGGAUUCGUCGAGGAAUACGACGAGGAGUUUGAGUGUCCGGUGCUGGAUGAGGAUAGACUGCUGGACCACCUGGAACCGAUCAUGCAGGAGGGCGGCAACGUAGUGGAAUACCACAGCUCGGAGUUCUUCCCGGAACGAUGGUUCCACGCGGUCUACGUGGUCCGGUGUUCCACUUCGUUGCUGUUCGAGCGGCUACAGGCCCGGGGCUACAACGACCGGAAAGUCAAAUCGAACAUGGAGUGCGAGAUUUUCCAAAUUCCGCUGGAUGAAGCCAAAGACUCCUACCGCAGCGAGAUCAUCGUCGAGCUGCAGAGCGACACCGACGCCGAUCUGGACGCCAAUGUAAAGCAAAUAUGCGACUGGUUGGAGAACUGGCGAAGUGCCAACAAAAACAAGAAGCAGUAAAUAAGCAAACUUCUACAAGCAUAAGGAAUCUACCUACCACCGUUUCGCAUCCCAAAAACGAACGAAAAAUGCCGUGUUUUUUUUCUUAGUAGGAAUUUUGUGUUCAGAAUAUUUUUGAACAUUGAGACCACCCCUCCCCACAUUAUGUUGCUUUGAGACAAAAGUACCCAACUAUUUAUGAACGUUGUUUGGCCUAUCAAAAUUGUUGUGUAAUGAAUUUUUUAAGAAAAACAAAAAUGGAAAAUUAAUAAAUUAUUAAGAUACAAUCUACACUGAAA